This is a messenger RNA of Strongylocentrotus purpuratus (purple sea urchin), 5583 nucleotides long. RefSeq lists its product as uncharacterized. Gene Ontology annotation, molecular function: RNA polymerase II cis-regulatory region sequence-specific DNA binding; DNA-binding transcription factor activity. The coding region runs from base 496 to 4272 and encodes 1258 amino acids. The transcript has 3 exons. Gene Ontology annotation, biological process: regulation of transcription by RNA polymerase II. The record is from RefSeq and is a predicted model, not a curated record. NCBI's taxonomy places the organism in Eukaryota, Metazoa, Echinodermata, Echinoidea, Camarodonta, Strongylocentrotidae.
ACCCCAACAACAACUAUGGGACUGUUGAUUAAUUUUGUCGACAUGUUGAUGACAUGUGUUGCGCGAUAUAUCCUAGCUAGAGUACAUCGUAGACUGAGCUGAGCUGAGAGCCGAUUAUGUCCCCAUUUUUAUCAUUAUAAUCUGUCAGAGCUAGAGUGAAGUACUACAACGGACAAGACACGUACAGCACGUUGAUUAAUUCCUUUUUCCUUCCCCGGCCGGCCGGCAGUGCAGCGACAAGGCUCCCCGCUCACUUGUGAUCAGUCUCCAGUCUGUGGGAUCGAUGCUGCCCGUAGCUCCGGGGCGGGCGGGCCUAGGCUCGCGGCUACGAGCUACCCACUAGUAGAAACUAGAACCUGAGCUGAGAACCGUACUCAAGUCAGGGCACAUCUCUCUCGCAGCUCUGCUCUGCACUGGCUGUGGUAAAGUUGCUGCCCUGGCUAACCACGAUCUCUAUUGGUCUUCCUGAAGAAGGACAGAUGUGAGCAAAACGACAUGUCUAGCAUGGAUAUUGAAGUAACCAUGGCUACCGACGAAGGCUCAAAUUAUACUCUUCUUAUGAACUCUGAUCUUGCAUCUGAAGAAUGGGAGCUGUAUGAAGCAUGUGGACUAUCAGAAACAACGCAACUUCCUAUUGAGUCCUGUGCUGUCAUUGAGGAUCCCUUGGACUGCAUCCCGUCAAUAACUAACCCCAAUUCUGAAACUCAGGUCGUAGACGCAAUAGGGCUUGACCAUGUCUAUCAAAGAAACAGCAGCGAUGCCGCCCCAACCGUGACUGAAUGUCAACCAGGACUGGAAAGUCCUACAUGUCUUUCCUUACCGGAGCUGCCGAAAGUAAGUAAUCCAAAACCUGCUCUAGAUGACCCUAUCAACAGACCUGUGGGCAGUAUGUCCUCAACAAAGUCCUCAAGCUUCUUGCUCGAUCACACAUAUUCAGCACAACCUUCACAGAAACCACCUUCAAAGCAACAACCUUCAAAGAAACUUCCCACGUGCGAGUUGUGUAGGCCUAGGACUUUUUUUUCAAAUCGCCUUGUACUUACGGAACAUUACAAAUGGCAUCUUUUUGAAGAUGCCAAUGUUGGUGUCCAAAAGCCAUCUAUCCGGGGCAUGAAGCAGACUAGCGAGGUUGAUUCUCAGCUACAUACCAUGGCGAAUGUUCCUAAAGAAACCUGCAUUAGUCGUCCAGUGAAGCCAUCUACCCUGUGCAUGCAGAAGGUACGGAAAGCUACUCAAGAUACAGAUGGAAUCUUGCAGAGUAGCAAGAAAAGCGUUUUUGAUCAGUUGCAGCAGUCCCAAUCUACAGAGAACAUCAAGCAGACUGGCGAGAAGACUGAUUCUCAGCUUCUUACCACGGCAAAUGUAUUUGAUGAAACCACAUGCCUACUAAAGCAACUAACAGAGAGCAUUGGGAAGACUACCGAGGGUACUUCUCAGUCACUUCUUUUAUGUGAUCUGUUAGGGCCGGAUAAAAAGCAUCCCGUUACAUGCGUUUAUCACACUUCUAUAAACAAGACAGGUCUUAGAGAUGAUGACGAAACUCACAUGCUUGGAAAUAUUUUCCGUUGCAUUUGGUGCAAGAAAUUUUUCAGCCAGUUUGAGAGCUUUAAACAGCACAAGUGCAAGAAGAAAUCUGGCAAGGCCAACCCUUGUGCACUGAUAAAUACAUAUUUGUGUGAGUUUUGUGGAGUUUCUUUUGCACGGCAUGGCAACUUCAUGAAGCACAUAGUCCUGCAUAAUAAUGUGCAAGCCGGUAAUGAGUUAAAACAGACACAAUCUAUAGUGAACAUUAAGCAGACUAGCAAGAACACUGAUUCUCUGCCACAUGCCAUAGAGAGUGUGCUUCGGGACCCCGAUGUUAGUCCUCAGAAGCAAUCCGCCCUGUCUCUACUGAAGCAGUCAAAAGAGAUCAUUAAGCAGACUAGCAUGAGGAGUGAUCCUCGACCACAUGCCAUAGAGAGUGUGCUUCAAGAACCCAAUGUUAGUCCUCCAGUGAAGCCAUCUAUCCUGUGCCUGCAGAAGGUAAGGAGAGCUGCUCAGAAGCAAUCCUUCCUGUCUCUGCUUCAGCAGUCAAAAGAGAUCAUUAAGCGGACUAGCAUGAGGAGUGAUCCUCGACCACAUGCCAUAGAGAGUGUGCCUCAAGAACCCGAUGUUAGUCCUUCAGUGAAGCCAUCUAUCCUGUGCCUGCAGAAGGUAAGGAGAGCUGCUCAAGACACAGAUGGAAUCUUGCAGAUUAGCCAGAAAAACGUUUUUGAUCAGUUGCAGCAGACCCAAUCUAUAGUGAACAUCAAGCAGACUAGCAAGAACAAUAAUGUGCAAGCCGGUAAUGAGUUACAUCAGACACAAUCUAUAGUGAACAUUAAGCAGACUAGCAAGAACACUGAUUCUCUGCCACAUGCCAUAGAGAGUGUGCUUCAGGAACCCGAUGUUAGUCCUCAGAAGCAAUCCGCCCCGUCUCUACUGAAGCAGUCAAAAGAGAUCAUUAAGCAGACUAGCAUGAGGAGUGAUCCUCGACCACAUGCCAUAGAGAGUGUGCUUCAAGAACCUGAUGUUAGUCCUCAGAAGCAAUCCGCCCUGUCUCUACUGAAGCAAUCAAAAGAGAUCAUUAGGCAGACUAGCUUGAGGAGUGAUUCUCGACCACAUGCCAUAGAGAGUGUACUUCAAGAAAUGCAACUCGACAGAUGUAGCCCUGUACUGGAUUCCGCAGCCACAUCUGAUGCUAUUCCUAAGACCAGUAAUUCCUGCAGAAGAAUAACACCCUUUCAGUGUUUAACAUGCAGUAAAGCUUUUGCAUUUGAGAGUCAGCUCCUGCAGCACAAAAAGUUGCACCGUCGUCAUAGAUAUUUGUGUGAAUAUUGUGGGUUAUUUAUUAAACUUUCUAACAACUACACCAAGCAGUUGGCCUUGCAUAGGUGUAUGAAACUCGACAGAUGUAGCCCUGUACUGGAUUCCGCAGCCACAUCUGAUGCUAAUCCUGAGACCAGUAGUUCCUGUAACAGAACAACCCCCUUUCAGUGUUCAACAUGCAGUAAAGCUUUUGCAUUUGGGAGUCAACUCCUGAGGCACGAAAAUUUGCACCGUCUUGAAAGUCGGCGUCCUGUUCCAAAGCGAGAACGAUCAGAUUCGGAGAGCGGUGAUGAGAGUUUUGGAAAGGUAGAGAGUGGAAAGAAAGACAGCGGAGGAGAGGAAAGAUUUGGAUGGAAGUUCAGGAUAAAAGAACCUGAUGGUGAAACAGGCAGUGGUACUAGGAAAAGAGGAACUUGUGGGAAAGGAAAUCAACAAGAGGGUCCCAAAUCAGCCCCUAGGUGGGGCGGGAAGGCUCGUUCAAAGGGACUAAAGGUCAAGCACUUUUUUUGUAGAGCUUGUGAUAAAGGGUUCUAUCAUCCAUGGCAGCUGAGGAAACAUAAGGCUUUACAUACAGAGUUAAGCUGUAAUAAGUGCAAUGGGUUGGUGUUCUCAUCGAGUUCAAAAUUAAAUAAUCAUUUGUUUAUCGGUAAACAUAAUGAUCAGGUACAGUCUGCAAGACAAGAGAAGCAUGGUUCCGAGGCAUCAUCACCUCAAGGGAACACUGAACCUUCAACACCUCUGGAGUCUUUACAAAGUGGACAUCCUAAAGGAAGAAUGAUUUCCUCAGUGGCCACUGGGCUGAAGUCUGUCCAGAGUGGGAAAUCUAGAACAAGCUCAAUGUCCAAAAAAGUUGACCUUGCCUCAAGUGGACAAUCAAAAGGAAGAACAAAGACACUGUCGGACAAAAAAAUGAAGUCUGUUCAAAAUGGGUAUCGUAAUGGAAGCAACAAGUCCUCUAAAGACAAGAAAAUUAAGUCUGUACAACAUGGACAUUCAGCAACAAAAAAAGAAUUCUCCUCAAGGACCAAAUAUUCAGAGUGCUCACAAAGUGGGCAACCAAAUGUUAGUACUGCAGAACCUAUGGUUAGCGCUGUAGGAACAAAACCUAUUCAUUGUAAUCAAUGUGGUAAAGGGUUCUUGCAACUCUGCAAACUGAAUUUUCACAAGCUGAAAUGUAGGGAGUUCAACUGCGACAAGUGCGAUGGCUUAACCUUUUCAUCCAAUGCAGAAUUGAAGAGCCAUGUGCUUGGACACACGAACAAAUUCAAAUGUCCCAAGUGUGGUGCCCAGUUUGCCUCUCAGAGGCUUUUGACAAAUCACACUGCAAGACAUUCUGAUCUGGUCCCAAACAUAUGUGAUGUAUGCGAGCUUGCCUUUAACUCCUUGAAAGCCUUAAAGAUGCACAAAAUUAUGUACCAUUUUUGACAACUUCGAGAUGAAAGUGCAACUUGAAAGACAGAAAGGUGCACAGAAUUCCAAAGGAAAGAGAUAGCAUGUAAACAAUUAGAAAUAAAGAAGAAAGAGCAAUAGAAAGAGAUCUUUUAAGAGGUAACAACCAAGAUGUCCGUCUAACUCACAAAGUGGCACCCACAACCUCUUUCUGUGUUUAAGGUUGGAGGUAAUGGUUUUACAGGGCGUCUCAGAGAAAAAAAGGUUUCAAAGUUUACAGGUUUAGAAAAGUCUCCCCACAUAAUUAUGGAUAGUUAUGGUCCCUUCUGUCAAAUGACAUCAAUAAUAAAGAGAGCCUAAUCUAUCCAGAGCUUUUGAUAAUUUCCUGAAAAGGUUUUGAAAUGUAUGUUAUGAUAUACUUGUUCCAUUUGUAAACUUUGCUGAGACACACUGUAUAAACAUUUGGGACCUCUCUAAGUUUGUUCAGUGAAAGAAUGUAUUUCUUGGUAACGCGGACGUGUUAUUGGAUUCUUUCCAGACGAGGGAAUUAAAGAAAUCAUACACUUUUAAAAACUCAAAAUAUUUUUAGGUCUGACUAUGAUUAAAGAUAAUUUAUAUCUUGCACAUGUACGACACUUUCUCCUGCCUCAAUUGCUCCACACUAAUUUCCUACAUACUAAGUUAAUUCCUAACUUCAACUUUUGACCCAAUACCCUAACCCUAUACCCUUAACCAAACCUGAAACCCAAAUUCUACCCUAACACUAAUCUACUUCUUUUGACAAUCCAUAGCUCGGAUCUGUUUUUUCAAGAGCAAAUGUUGGAACACCUAUCGAUAAACCUUCAUCCACAUAAUAUAUCUACUGAUAAAUGACAUGGGCACUGUUUCAUUAAAAAACUUGGUAUCGGCAACAAGUUGCAAUAAUUGCGAUGAGGUACUGAAAUCAUUGCAUUCCAUUGGCUGUGAGCAAUUAAUUAGAGAAAGGCAAUAGAUAACACUGAUAGGAAGUUUAAUGAAACGGUGCCCUAGUACUUUAUUGAUUUAUGUAUUUAAAAAGGUCUAUCCUUGGGCUAAUGCAUUUUGACCCAAAAAAUUAUGGAGAGAUUUGACAGUUUUUUCAUAAUAUGAAGAUGAUCGCUAUCUAACAAAAAUAAAUUUGUAACUUUGUCACAAAUUAUUGAUGUCAAUUCCUCACUUCUUUCCAAAAGUUCUGUAUAAAUGUUGGUACUUCACAGAUUCACAGUGAGUUCUUCCCCAGCAAAUCUUAAAGUAAAAUACAUGUACAUUAUCUACUGGAAUGUAUAUGCAUGUACUAUUGAGCAAAUUAAUAAACCUUAUACAAAUCAA